AUGGCACCUGCGCGCAUCGAAGUUACAAGCGCUGAAGACGAGCUGAGUCGUCGACGUGAGAGAGGCCGUCGGUCACAAGCUGCCUUUCGAAAACGUCAAGCCCAGGCUGCGCAAGGUUUAUCAGAUCAGAAUCGCCGCCUCAUAGAGGGAGUUCAGAAAGCUGUCGAUGCAGUGCACGGCGAUGAGCGACAAGAGAUUCUCGACGCUAUCGCCAACUUGGCCAAUAUCGCUGGCCUCGAAACCAAAGACAGCCCAUUGCGGGACACACCGCCGUCCUCAGGAGACGAGGAUAUCACAAUCAAUGUCUUGACUGGUGAUUUCACUCGCAAUUCCAAAAGUUCAACUGGUACUUGCACGCAAAUCUCAAGCCCAACACCACAACGUCUUGAUUGCGGCAUAUGGCUCGACCCAAUGCAUUACAAACGCGUCUCACUCCCACCUCAAGACAUCAUACCCUACCUAGGUCCCGGCUCAAAGACCUUUGCUGGCCUGCUUUUUUGGUCUGUAAUGGAUCACAGUCUGAACGGUUGCAAGCAUCCACAUGCAGAAGCCUCCACAGUUAUCAAGACCGGACUAGGCCACUCGACAGCAACCCAAGACGUCAAGGUGUCUUUUAUCAGAAGAAUGGUUGAGGCAAGACUGGAGUUCAAGAAGACUGGUUCGAUUAGUGCAGAGCAUGCCUCUGCAGCCGAAAAUGACCUGGGCGUGGUCUUGCGUAACCUGGUUGAAACCGAUUAUCGGGCGAGGGGAAAAGACCCCGACUUGUGGCUGUCCUGUGUCGCCAUCGAGCAACGGGUGAGGAGUAUUGCUGGCAACAGUGCAUUUCUUGUCCUCGAAAAGGCAGUGCGAGACGAAGGCGAGCAAGAGUUGCGAGAAGCACUUGUUCGUGUGAAAUGCAGGCUUUCUGACACGGGUGUUUGCUUCGGCGAUGGGCCUCGUUGGAAUGUAGAUGUGGUGGAUAGCAUAUUCCUCGAUCCCAUCAUUCAGGCGAUGGGGAGGAUUUGA
Messenger RNA from Fusarium vanettenii 77-13-4, 1005 nucleotides. RefSeq lists its product as uncharacterized. Lineage: Eukaryota; Fungi; Ascomycota; Sordariomycetes; Hypocreales; Nectriaceae. The record is from RefSeq and is a predicted model, not a curated record. The coding region runs from base 1 to 1005 and encodes 334 amino acids. The transcript is spliced from 2 exons.